AUGGCGUUUUCCCGCUGCGGCUCGGUUUCGUUCUUCAUCCUCGCUAUUUUCUUUGCGGUCUUAACCAAUCAGGCCUUUUCCUCUCGCGUCUCUUCCUUCAUCGAGCUUCCGGGCAUCACCCAUGACGUCGAAUCUCACUCUUCCAUCGCUGCCUACUGCGACAGCUGGAGAUUGGCCGUUGAGACCAACAAUGCCGGAAGCUGGAAGGUGGUUCCGACCAAAUGCGUUAACUCCGUUGCAACAUAUUACGACGUAGGCCAGUUCGACAACGAUUAUGACGUAGUCGCUCGUUACGCCAUUGCGUUUGCUAAAACGAUCAAGCUUGGUGGUGACGGGAAGGACGCUUGGGUCUUCGACAUCGAUGAGACGCUUCUCUCGAACCUCGCGUACUACUCGGCUCAUGGUUACGGGUCUGAGCCGUACAACUCAGUUGCAUUUAACGAGUGGGUGGUAGAAGGUACAGCUCCAGGUUUUGGUGCGAGCUUGAGACUCUUCAAAGCUCUCAAGAAACUUGGUUUCAAAAUCAUUCUCUUAACCGGCCGUGACGAGGAUCAAAGGAGUAUUACCGUGAGCAAUCUUCAUGACGCGGGUUACUCCGGUUGGGAACACCUCCUCUUGAGGGGCCACGAAGAUCAAGGAAAAGCAGCUGUACAAUAUAAAUCAGAGCAGAGAGCAAAAAUGGUUAAAUUAGGAUUCAAACUUCAUGGAAAUACUGGUGAUCAAUGGAGUGAUCUUGAAGGUUUUGCUGUGGCUGAUCGUUCCUUCAAAGUCCCAAAUCCAUUGUAUUACAUUCCUUGA
Arabis nemorensis is the source of this 798-nucleotide messenger RNA. NCBI's taxonomy places the organism in Eukaryota, Viridiplantae, Streptophyta, Magnoliopsida, Brassicales, Brassicaceae. The record is from the annotation of a GenBank genome assembly.